GUCAAACCAGGAAGUGAAAGCAAAUCUAACUAGAAUAACAAGAAUGUGGUGUGUCCUGUAGCUUUCUAGUUUUUAGCCUAUUUUCAAGCAUUUACUUGAAUAGUAGGGAGAAUCGCUAAUAGACAGGUGGAGAGACACUACCUCUCUCUGCGGAAUAAACACUUCCUUACAAUGAAAAUCUAUUUUGCUUUUGUGAUUAGCUUGUUAUUGUUUUGUCCUGGAGAAAUGACGGAAUGGCCAACACAUACACUCUGCAAUACCGGUAACUUUCAAGCAUUUUACAAAAGUUGUGAUCCUCUGCAAGAUUUUGGAGUUGACUUGAGCCUUUGCUCCCCUAUUGCACAAGAUAUGAAACUGAGAUUUGGGGUGCUUUUAAGGCAUAAUAUAAAGGAACUUUUUUUGGCCAUCACAGCAUACUUUAAUGGACAAUUGUUCUUAAACUAUGACUAUACUAUUUGUGAGAGUUCCGCACCAAGAUUUUCCUUCUGUGGGAGAAAAAAAGGAGAAUUUAUACAGAUUGAUCACCCUAUCAUCCCUCAUAUCCCAGUUAUUCCCAAAGGAGAAUUCAAUGUUUCGCUUGAACUGCAUAAUGAAGACAAAAAAUUUAUUGGCUGUGCUACCCUGAUGGUGAACAGUGUGUAACAUUAGUCUCUUUAACCAACUAACAUAAAGUGUCACCUAUAUACAUCUAUAACAUGAGGACAAUAAACAGGACCUGUGAGACUUAUGUGUUUUUUAUAUAACAAA
Messenger RNA from Xenopus laevis (African clawed frog), 747 nucleotides. Its product is annotated as lymphocyte antigen 86. NCBI's taxonomy places the organism in Eukaryota, Metazoa, Chordata, Amphibia, Anura, Pipidae. The record is from RefSeq and is a predicted model, not a curated record. The coding region runs from base 172 to 642 and encodes 156 amino acids. The transcript is spliced from 5 exons.